Helicoverpa zea (corn earworm) is the source of this 657-nucleotide messenger RNA. Its product is annotated as allergen Tha p 1-like. The record is from RefSeq and is a predicted model, not a curated record. The transcript is spliced from 3 exons. NCBI's taxonomy places the organism in Eukaryota, Metazoa, Arthropoda, Insecta, Lepidoptera, Noctuidae. The coding region runs from base 155 to 541 and encodes 128 amino acids.
GGCAUAGGUACCUUGAGUAUGUGACUACGUAAACAUUUUUUCCCUCUAAACUAUAAAUGUACGAGUAUAUAAGUGCGUACAAAGUCGUCUGUGUUGUAGACCACGCAUCGCAUCUGUUCAGUGUAUUAACUUCUCUCAAACGUUAAGCAUCAUCAUGAACUCCUUGAUCGUAUUCUGCGUGUUGUCUCUGGCGGCUUUGACCAUCGCGCGUCCUGACGGCGCCACAUACACGGACAAGUAUGACAACGUAGACCUGGACGAGAUCCUCGGCAACCGUCGCCUGAUGGUGCCUUACAUCAAGUGUAUGCUCGACCAGGGCAAGUGUGCCCCCGACGCCAAGGAACUCAAGGAGCACAUCAAGGAAGCUCUUGAGAACGAGUGCGGCAAAUGUACCGAGACCCAGAAGAAGGGAACCCGCCGCGUCAUCGGUCACCUGAUCAACCACGAGGCUGACUUCUGGAACGAGCUGACUGCCAAGUACGACCCUGAGGGGAAGUACACCACCAAGUACGAGAAGGAGCUCAAAGAAGUCAAGGCUUAGGUGUAAUACGAUUGUCAAUUGUUUAGUAUCGAGUCAAAUGUGAUGUGAUAUUAGUUGGUUAAUAAAAACAGUUUUCAGUUACUCCUGUUGUAACUUGGAAACAAUAUUUAUUAAUA